Acanthosepion pharaonis is the source of this 630-nucleotide messenger RNA. The record is from the annotation of a GenBank genome assembly. Lineage: Eukaryota; Metazoa; Mollusca; Cephalopoda; Sepiida; Sepiidae.
AUGGAUGGGAUGUCCCUCGAUGUAAUAUCAAGCAGAGUGAUGCCCCUUUCUGUAAUAUCAAAUAUCUUUCAAUAUAAUGUCACACGGAGGCAUGUCCCUCGUUGUAACAUCAUGCAGAGUGAUGUCCCUCGCUGUAAUGUCAAUCAGGUGAUGUUCCUCGCUGUAAUAUCAAGCAGAGGGAUAUCUCUCACUAAAAUGUCACAUGAAUGGGAUGUCCCUCGAUGUAAUAUCAAACAGAGUGAUGUCCCUUUCUAUAAUAUCAAACAGAGGGAUAUCUUUCAAUAUAAUGUCACACGGAGGCAUGCCCCUCGUUGUAACAUCAUGCAGAGUGAUGUCCCUCGCUGUAAUGUCAAUCAGAGUGAUGUUCCUCGCUGUAAUAUCAAGCAGGAGGAUGUCUCCCGCUGUAAUAUCAGAGUGAUGUCCCUCGCUGUAUAUCUAUCUUUCAAUAUAAUGUCACACACCCUCGUUGUAACAUCAUGCAGAUGGUCCCUCGCUGUAAUGUCAAUCAGAGUGAUGUUCCUCGAUGUAAUAUCAAGCAGAGGGAUAUCUCUCACUAUAAUGUCACAUGGAUGGGAUGUCCCUCGAUGUAAUAUCAAGCAGAGUGAUGCCCCUUUCUGUAAUAUCAAAUAG